AUGCCUAUUAUCAAAGUCAGUGAUAGAGAAAAAUUAAGGUUGCUAAAGGUAAUAGAUUCGCAUAGAACACUGUCGUGUGCGUUCAGAACCUGGGAUCUCUGUGAAUAUCCUGUGCUCCCUAGAAAUACUUCUCAUUCGUGGACGGUAAAGUCUAGCAGCUUGCUCGAAAAGCCGAGAUUUGUGAUGUUUGGAUUACAAACAGAUCGAAAAAAAAAUAUCGAAAACGAUGCUGGUCGAUUCGAUCACUGUCAACUAAAAAAUCUUAAGGUUCACUUAAAUUCUGAAGUGUUCCCAUAUGAAGACUUUCACGCUGAUUUUAAAAAUAAUACAACUAGUAUAUUGUAUAAGGCCUAUACAGACUUUCAAAAAUCGUAUUAUGAGAGAGACUACAGCGAACCAUUAUUAUCAAAACAUAUUUUCCAAAAUUAUUUUCCAAUCAUCGUUGUUGAUUUGUCACACCAGAACGACAACGUCAAAUCAUCGACCGCAGACCUACGAAUUGAAUUUGAAAUGGGUACAGUUAUUCCAGAAAAGACUGCAGCCUAUUGUUUAAUACUACAUGAUCAGAUUAUAACUUAUAAUCCGUUUAGCGGCGAUGUUAGAAAAUUGUAA
This is a messenger RNA of Metopolophium dirhodum (rose-grain aphid), 612 nucleotides long. RefSeq lists its product as uncharacterized. The transcript has a single exon. Lineage: Eukaryota; Metazoa; Arthropoda; Insecta; Hemiptera; Aphididae. The record is from RefSeq and is a predicted model, not a curated record. The coding region runs from base 1 to 612 and encodes 203 amino acids.